Cyprinodon variegatus (sheepshead minnow) is the source of this 3963-nucleotide messenger RNA. RefSeq names its product ataxin-2-like protein (gene atxn2l). Gene Ontology annotation, molecular function: RNA binding. The coding region runs from base 248 to 3373 and encodes 1041 amino acids. The transcript has 23 exons. The record is from RefSeq and is a predicted model, not a curated record. NCBI's taxonomy places the organism in Eukaryota, Metazoa, Chordata, Actinopteri, Cyprinodontiformes, Cyprinodontidae. Gene Ontology annotation, biological process: cytoplasmic stress granule assembly. Gene Ontology annotation, cellular component: cytoplasmic stress granule.
AUAUGGUUGAAUUAAUUUAACUUUCUAAAAGGUUUACAUCAACACGGUAGGCCACAGGCGACUGGUGUUGAGUUGCUACAGUGGCCGGGGUGUUUUUUUUUGUUUUUUUUGAGGUUACCCCGGCUCUUCACGCUGUAGGCAGGUGAUAUUGCUAAAGAUAGUUGGCUUUACACCAGCCUCUUUUCGGGAGAGUUCAAUUUUAUUAAGUUAGCUCAAGCUUGGUACUGUCUAAGGCUUGUGCUUCGCAAUGCUGAAACCCCAGCAGCAAUCCGGCUCAGGCGGGAGAAAGGCGACUAACGGAACACCGGGGCCCGGCGGUAUGUCUUCCCCAGUCAGCGGCAUCAACAGCGGCGGCCGGACACCGGCUGGAAGGAAUAGGUCUUCUGCAAAGCCAUCAUUUCAGUCCUCUCCUGUGUUUGAGGGUGUAUACAACAAUGCUAGAAUGCUUCACUUCCUCACAGCUGUAGUGGGGUCCACAUGUGAGUUAAAGGUGAAGAAUGGCAGCGUGUUCGAAGGCAUAUUUAAGACCCUCAGUUCUCGGUGUGAGUUGGCUGUGGAUGCUGUACACAAACGUGGGGAGGAAGAGGGGUCAACAUCUGCUCCCCCACGUAGGGAGGACAUUACAGACACCAUGAUCUUCAGCCCAUCAGAUCUGGUUACAAUGAUCUGCAGAGACGUUGACCUCAACUAUGCUACCAGAGAUAGCUUCACAGACACAGCCAUCAGCUCCAGCCGCAUUAAUGGAGAACAUAAGGAGAAGGUUUUACAGAAAUGGGAGGGAGGAGACAGCAACGGGGAAAGUUAUGAUCUCGAAAAUGAUGCAUCUAACGGCUGGGAUGCCAAUGAGAUGUUCCGCUACAAUGAAGUAAAAUAUGGAGUCACAUCUACAUAUGAUUCCAGUCUCUCCAUGUAUACUGUUCCCUUAGAGAGAGGCAACUCUGAGGUUUAUCGGCAAAGGGAGGCCCGCGCUGCUCGCCUUGCGAGCGAAAUCGAAUCGAGCCCCCAGUAUCGCCAUCGCGUCGGCCUCGAAAACGACGAGGGCAAGAGCGAGGAGGAGAAGUUCAGCUCUGUAUUGCGGGAUGGCAACGAUCGUGAGAAGGGUCGGGAGAGCCCCCGCGACAGAGGGAGUGAGAAAGGCAGAGACAGUCCUGGAGCAGGCAGCAGAGAGGGAAAGUACAUUCCACUACCUCAACGUCAGAGAGAAAUGAACCGAGAAAGAGCUGAGAGAGGUCCUGGUGGGCCUCUGCCCCACAGUCGACUCGGCGGAGGCUACAGGCAAAAUUCUUCCUCCUCAUCCUCACCGAGACCCCCGCUCCCCUCUGCUGCCGGACCCCAACCAGGAGUCUCUUCUUCAGAGAGAAGCAGUCCUCUGUCGAAUCGAGGUGGCGCCUACACCACUCACCAUUCACAGGGCAGUCCAAGCCCAGGUUCUGGUCCUGCGAGUCCGUACACGCCUGCCUCUCCUGGUGGAACGGCAGCCACCCCAGCCUCUGCUUCUACUGCCACCUCUCCAUCCAGCCCCCCUGCCCCUCAUGGACAUGCUGUUCCUCAUUCCCACUCGCUCCCAGUCUCUCUGUCUGACGCUGGCAGGCCUGUGAAUGGAGUUUCUUCUAGAACGUCUCCUAAAGCCCAAAGACCUCCACAAUCAAGUCGGACAAACCGUGCUCCAAACGCACAUCCUCAGUCCACAGCCACUCGUUCUCCUAAAUCAGGCUCUUCCCAGGACACGCCUUAUUUGGACACUUCGUCCGUCUCCCUGCCUGCUCAGAAGACGUCAGGCCCAGCCCCUCUCUUCCCUGUAGAUGUGAAUGAGAUCCUUGGUGCAGCUGCUAAAGAACGCUCUGCAGAAAGCCCUGGCAGCACAGAAGACAACAAAAGCAGUAAAGCUCCUUCGGUUCAGCAAAGGUCACAAAUUGAAGAGCUGCGGAAAUUUGGAAAAGAAUUCAGGCUUCAGCCUAGUGGAGCCGGUUCCAGCUCUCCUAGCUCUCCAGCAGCAGCAACGCCUCCUGCUGUUGGUGAGGCGACCCAAUCAGGUGCAGCUCAGUCUCCAUCAGACGCCUCCUCAGAGCCCAAACUUCAGCCUCCAGCUCCCAGUCCUUCCCAACCUCAGCAUUCAACGGCUCUCUCCGAAGAGCCCACCAAGGACGUUGCAAAUCCACUGGGUGCUGCUGCUUCUGCCACAGCUCCCAUUCCAGACCGGCAAUCACCAGCAACUCCUCAGCCAGCCAGGACCCCAGGAGCAGAGGACGUCAGGUCUGAGUCCGCAGAGCACCCCGAUGGUGUGGCAGACCAAGUGAAGAAAUCAACUUUAAAUCCAAAUGCUAAAGAAUUUAACCCAAUCAAAAAUCCAGUGCCUGUGGCAAAACCCAACACUGCACCAACCCCUCCCCGUCCAACUCCUCCGAGCCCGGUGGUCCUGCAGCACCCCGGAGGGCAGGGUGCCAUCUACAAUACUCCCUACCUCUCCUACGUCUCUCAGAUCCACCCUGUUCAGGCUCAACCAAUGUAUCAAUACACAAUGUCGACAGUUAACCAAGGAAAAUACCCCAGGGGCAAAGUGCCUUCGAGGCCUGAGGCGUCACAGAUGCUACAGGCUGCUGCAUCAGCAGCUGGAGCUCCUUUGGUGGCGUCCCCUUACCCUCAGUCCUACCUGCAGUACAACCCACAGCAGUACAGCCAGCAGCAGGUCAUCCAGGCCAUGACUCCCUACCCUGGACAGCCUAUGUACUCCAUGCUGCAGGGCGGAGCAAGGAUGAUAGGUCAAGGUAGUGGUCCCCAUCCCCAAGCCCUCGGUCCCCCUGGAGGACCUCAGUUCUCUGCACAGGGAGACGGGCCUCAGGGGCCGCAGCAGGGCAUCUACGCUCCACAGUCGUUCUCCCAUCACUCUGGUGCAGUACAUCAGCCGCAGCCUUCCAGUACCCCGACGGGCAACCAGCCCCCACCUCAGCAUGCGGCACCCAGCCCUGGACAGAACGCCCAGUCAGGCCCACAGCCUCAGGCCUUGUACCACCCAACUCCGCUGUCGGCUCCCACACCACCCAACAUGGCUCCAGGUCACACAUCCCCACAGGGCUCCUACUCCAUUCCAGGCUACAGCAUCCACAGCCAUCAGGGCCUCCCACCAGCUUACCAAACUCUGGGGCAGCUGACACAGGCCCAUGUUCAAGGAGCGAUGCCUGGUCCUCACCACUCAGGCGGCCAUGGUCAGCCCCAGUUAGUAAUGUUGCAGACUCCUCAGCAGGGUCCAGGUGGGGUGCCCCAGCACCCACAACAUGGACCACAGCAAGGACCACACCAGCACUUUUACAUAGGACCCCCUCAAGCGAUGCAGGUACAGACACAUCCUGCAACCUUCCAUCCACCUGGAAACUAAACCCAUCCUCUAUGACUUCCUGAACUCCCAUGCUCCUUCCUGCUGGACGUGUAGUCCGGCACAGAGCAACUGCAAACUGACAGAAUCACAGAGGAGAGAAGACUCAAAUCCUCACAGCACCUUUCUCUUCUGCUGUGGCGUUCAUCAGUGAGACCCUCGGCCCCAGACUAAAGGGACGGUUUUAUUAGUGGUGAUGAGAGGACAGCAGCAGCGUCCUCCUGCUGCUGCUGAGCUCUUCCCUCCACCUUCUAACCUUUUGUAUUUGUUUUCUUGGACAUCAUGUACCUUGCUGGGCGGACCAGUGAGAGAAUCAGGAACAGAUGGAAGGAAAACAGCAGCAGACCUUUUUCUCUUCCAGAAAUGUUUUUAAGCCUUGUGAGGUUUUGUAUUUAGGACAACGCAAACCGGAGACGGACUGACGUAUAGAACUAAGAACCCAGUGUGACCGAGGAGGGAGGCGAGGACGUGAGGGGACUUUUAGCAAAACAUUUUUUUUUAACUCUAUCUAGUAGUAAAAAUCUGCCCCUUUGCCCUUCUUCUCUCCUUUAGAAAAUCUAAUUAAUAAAAAAAUGGACUAGACAAAAAAAAGU